Molecule: messenger RNA, 1957 nt
Organism: Porites evermanni
Lineage: Eukaryota; Metazoa; Cnidaria; Anthozoa; Scleractinia; Poritidae
Source: the annotation of a GenBank genome assembly
AAACUUUUCAGUGCGUGGUACUUGCAUGAAAAUUCUCCAAGUAAAGGCAAGACAUUUAAGGUACACAUCACUCCAUGUAAGGUAAUCCGAAUUCCAGAAUGCGGGAAAUUUUGCUUGUGGAAUCCAAAUUCAGUCGUAGAAUUUGUUCUUCUAGAAUUGGAAAUCCUGGACUUGGGAAUCCGGAAUUCAGCUCAAGAAAUCCGGAAUCCCGCUAACGAUUAAAAUCCGGAAUCCAAGUUUUUCGAAGUUUCCUUUAUAUGGAAAACAGCUAUCGCAUCGGAAUGUCUCUUUUUCCAAAACUAACCUCGGACAGACACUCGGACUCAGUCAUCUCAUUCAGGUUGAAAGUUGAAUAAUCUUCUUACGGAAAGCAGAGAUCAGACAUUACUAGAAAUUCUUCAUCGUCAAUGAAAGUAGACGUACGGCUUAUAAAAUAAGACCUUGCAUCGUUUUAAAAGACGCCUCUGCGAAAAAACUUUGUUGCUAACGAACAUCACAGUUCUACUACUUCUACUUGUUUGUUUACAUUCAGUGUCGUCCAGCAGCUGGAUGGCUAGCUGACGUAGAAUUCAAAGGAAAAAGGGCCCGAAACUGACGUUCUCGUUCCAGUCCUUUCCCGGUCAACAGACGUCGUCGUCGUGAACUUCGUCGUGGUUCUUAAGUUCCCUAUCGACGAAACGACGAUAUUAGAGAUUAAAGCGACGACCGUUUUCCCAUUUCGAUCACGUACAUUUGAUCUGACAGCACCGAACAGGGUGCUGCACGUUCAGAGCUGAAACGGCGGUCAUUGUGGUGUACCCAACCAAUCCUGUGUGGGACUUGAACCUUUUUCUUAUGAAAAAACGACACGGCGUUCUAUUGUUUGUGUGAAAGAAAACGCUCUCCCUAUUUAGACUAAAAGGUUAGGGUGCAUAACGAAAUAUCAAGAGGGCAGGGAGAGGUGGUGAUAUUACCCUGGCCGGGAUAGGAGUCAACCUCGUUCCCAAGGUUCUCUCCUACAAGCAGAGAGAACCUGGGAACGAAGUUGGGUAGGAGUUUCGGCCGCUUCGUUCUAAGCGCAUCCUCGGAGACCCAGGGGCAGCUACAAUCCUCGUCAAAACUCUUGAAACACUUCCCCAAUGUUGAUUUGGGUAUUACAGUGGUCUCAGUGCUUCAAAAUACGCGUGGCGCAACAUUGGGGAGGUAGAGGGCACAUUACAGUGAGGGCAAAAGUGUGAGGAGUAAAAAUCUCAAGAAUUUUCCAGAAAAUUCAAGAGAAACGGUGUCUGUUUCAACGAUUUGUGACGAGUAUUGUAGUCGGGACGAUUCUAUCGUCCCGACUAGCUGCCCCUGGGUCUCUGAGGAUGUUCUAACCAUUAUGAACUUAUCCCAUCAACAGUUGUGAUUUGUGUUGACCCUUUAGCCGCAAGAAUGACCAAUAUUAAUUUUCUCCUAACAAUUUCAACACAUUUUUCAGAGAAAAGGUUCAGAGAAUUUAUAAACCACUCCGGAGAGCGGUUUCAACUCACGAAAAAGGAAAUGCUUUUAUCCUUCAUCAUAUUCUUGUCUCCAAACGGGAGUCUAAAGAACAAUAUGGUAAUAUGGUAUGAUAAUUUUUGAAACUGCAUAACUUUUUACCUGGAUUCGUAUAGACGGGGCCUUAAACCACUCCGGAGAGCGGUUUCAGAUCACGAAAAAGGAAAUGCUUUUAUCCUUCACCAUAUUCUUGUCUCUAAACGGGAGUCUAAAGAACAAUAUGGUAAUUAUUUUUGUUGUUUUUUCCCACUUUGGUCAAUUUUUCGUCGCGUUAUCAUUUCUAAAUCUACCAAUUAUAAUUUCAUUAUUAACACAACUGCUUGUAAAACUUUCUUAGCAGAUAUAAAAGAAUGGGCGCCAUGAACUUUUGAAUGAGGUGGAAGAAACUGCGAGCGUGGUUUACAAGGACAUUCUAGACUGGAUUCAGCAAAAGGUACCUUGA